AAUUUUAGAUUCCGCGCAAAGGAAAAAAAAAGGUUUUUUCUUCUUUUGUUCGGUGACACUUUAAUAGAUCAUGCCCAACAACAAACGACACACGUUAAAAAACGUCAAGAACCGCGAUGAACUGCAUCCAUAUUCACGGAAAGCAAGACAAUUGACUCGUAUUCAUUUACGAAACCAGAAACUAGCCGGCAAAAAAGAAGGACGCUCGACUGGAAACACGAAAGUUGAACGAUGGUUAUGGUUUCGGUUCGCACUUGAGGAGUCACAGACAUGUGCAACGAAGGAACAAGUUCACGAAUUAAUUGACAUGUACUUGAAGCGACACGACCAUGAGCUUGAACAACUCGAGCUAGACCGAAAGAAAAAGGGCGGGCAUCGGAAGAAGGUGCCACGCCACGACAUUUUGACGGCGCUGAGGGCGUCUGAAGAAAGCGAAUAUGCAUCUGGCUUUGAGUUACCGGAUUUGAUGGUCGAGAAAAACGUACGGAUGUUACGAGAAUGGGACGGCGAUGUCAAUGGCAUGCCAAGGAUAAGGCAAACCCUGUAUCGCAAAUCGGACGCACCCACUGCCAUCGCGAACACGGCCACAACAAGUACGGAGACGACGAUGAAAACCGAUAUUUCGAUGGAUGACAUGGACACAGCAUAAACAAAUUUACCAGACCUCCCGUUUCUCUUUUCUCCUCCUAAACGUAUCUUCCUUUCUUAGCAUUUGUGUUUUUUUCUCGGAUCCUGCUUAAUAUGUCGAAUAGCCGAUCAAGUUUGUUUUUUGUUGUUCAAACAUAAUGAAAUGGCGCCACCCAAAGGGAGCUCAUACCUUGUUUUUUUUGUAUUCUUUGUGUAAUCGUCGGCUCAUCCGAUACUCCCGAGUACGAGCACGACAAAAACAUCGUUUGUGCCACCACUUUGUCGCUAUAUAUUGGAAAUGUUCCUCUUUAAACUAUCCUCGGUAUAUGAAUACAAAAUCCCAUAGCACUAAUAAUAAAAGUAAAGGCUUUCGAAAGUGAAAGAAAUA
Molecule: messenger RNA, 1015 nt
Organism: Zychaea mexicana
Lineage: Eukaryota; Fungi; Mucoromycota; Mucoromycetes; Mucorales; Lichtheimiaceae
Exons: 5
Coding region: 71-649 (192 amino acids)
Cellular component (GO): nucleus
Source: RefSeq, a predicted model, not a curated record